AUGACAAAUAAAAUCAAAACUUUAGAAGAUGUUUUGAAAGCCUUCAAGUUGUCUAACGAUAUACUUAUGAAAAUUUCUGCACUUUUAUUAGAGGAAUUCGAAAAAGGCCUCGACCCCGACAGAAAUAGCCUUUCAUGUGUAAAAAUGUACCCUACUUUUGUAAGAGACGUGCCAAACGGCACUGAAGAAGGAAGAUUCCUUGCUUUGGAUUUAGGUGGAAGUAACUUUCGUGUUUUGUGUAUUAAUCUACAUGGUAAACUUUAUUACAUGACGAGUAAAAUUUAUGAAAUCCCACAGUCUGUCAUGAAUGGUUCUGGUGAAGCACUGUUUGACCAUAUUGCGAAAUGCUUAGAAGAUCAUUUGGAGUAUCUUGGUUUGCAUAAACAAGUUUUACCACUCGGUUUCACAUUUAGCUUCCCAUGUAUCCAAAAAGGGUUGACGAAUGCUGUACUUGUAAGCUGGACUAAAGGGUUCACCUGUUCUGCAGUUGUUGGUAAAGAUGUGGUUCAGAUGUUGAGAGAUGCCCUCAUACGUAGAGGUAAUGAAAGCGUUGACGUAAUAGCAGUGGUGAACGAUACCACCGGUACAUUAAUGUCUUGCGCUCAUAUGAAUAGUGAAUGUCGCAUUGGUGUAAUCAUUGGUACAGGAUGCAAUGCCUGUUACAUGGAGAAACUGGAAAAUGUUGGAACAUGGAAUGAAGACCGUGAUGACCCACAACAAGUCAUCAUCAAUACCGAAUGGGGUGCUUUUGGCGAUAAUAAAUGUUUAGAAUUCAUAAGAACUGUCAUCGAUAGAGAUAUUGACGAGAAUUCUCUGAAUAAAGGAAAACAAUUAUUCGAGAAAAUGAUUUCUGGCAUGUACAUGGGGGAGAUAGUUCGCAGAAUCGUGUGCCAAUUGGCGAGUGAAGGACAAAUCUUCAAAGGCAAACUCCCUGAGAAGUUUAACACACCAUAUGCGUUUAAAUCAAAAUAUGUAUCUUACAUUGAAAGUGACUGUAGUGGCAAAAGUGAUGAAAUUAAAAAGGUUCUUCAAAAGAUGGAGGUUGAAAACGCAACUGAAAAAGACUAUAGGAUUCUGAGAGAUGUUUGUAAGUGCGUGUCGACCAGAUCAGCAUAUUUAGUGGCAGCCGGAGUUGCUACAUUAUUGAACAAAAUGAAACGAGAUUACACGGUGGUUGGAGUGGAUGGCUCCGUUUACCGAUUUCACCCAUAUUUUAAAGACCUCAUGGAAAUGAAAAUACGCGAACUCACAGAUUCGAAAUAUAAAUUUGAUCUAAUGCUUUCUGAAGAUGGAAGUGGUAGAGGCGCAGCUCUGGUAGCUGCUGUGGCUGCAAGAACAAGUAAAUGA
This is a messenger RNA of Argiope bruennichi, 1347 nucleotides long. Its product is annotated as hexokinase-2-like. The record is from RefSeq and is a predicted model, not a curated record. Gene Ontology annotation, cellular component: mitochondrion; cytosol. Gene Ontology annotation, biological process: intracellular glucose homeostasis; glucose 6-phosphate metabolic process; glycolytic process. The transcript has a single exon. The coding region runs from base 1 to 1347 and encodes 448 amino acids. Lineage: Eukaryota; Metazoa; Arthropoda; Arachnida; Araneae; Araneidae. Gene Ontology annotation, molecular function: D-glucose binding; ATP binding; fructokinase activity.